Molecule: messenger RNA, 1897 nt
Organism: Prorocentrum cordatum
Lineage: Eukaryota; Dinophyceae; Prorocentrales; Prorocentraceae
Source: the annotation of a GenBank genome assembly
GGAGUGUGCCGGAGCAGGGGUCGCCAAGGGAGGAGCUGGAGACCAGGAUGCAGCCUUUCGCCGUCCCUGAGCCCAGGCGGCCCCUGCCACCGACGUUGGCCAGGUGCACGAGGACGCCCUCAGGGAGCUCCUGGGCGGCGCCCGCGCGGCGCACCCGACGGUGUGGGGGCCCCAGGCGUGGAGCCUGCUCCACUGCCUGGCGGGGAGCCUGCCCGCGCACGUGCCGGCGCAGACGCAGCGCAGGCUCGAGACGCUGGUGGCGUCGCUGCCCGAGAUGCUGCCGUGCGGGCAGUGCGGCAGAGACCUGCAGACGCACUUGGCGCAGCACCCUACGGCGCCGCACCUGGAGACCCGUGAGGGCGCCGUCCGGUGGAUGAUUGACCUGCACAACCUGGUGAACAAGGAGGCGGGCAAGCCGGUGCUCUCCUACGAGGACGCCCUGAGGGCCACCCGCAGGCACACCUGCGGCACCCCCGCGCAGCUGCAGCAUGCGCCAAAGCCGCCGCAGAGCCCCGCCACCGUGGAGGCACAGGAGGCGGCGCCCCCCGCCAGUGCCAGCCGGGGGCGCGGCGCCCGUCGGCGCCAGCAGGGCCCGUUCGGCGACCCGAAGCUGGGAGCAGAGGAGCUGAAGGGGAAGCUCGCCCACGCGCGGGAGCUGCUGGCGAAGAUGGGCAGUGCCGCGGGCGGCGGCGCGAGGCCUGCCGAGCGCGGCGAUGCCCCGCGCCGGCAGGGCCCUGGGCCGGCUGGGGCCAAGGACCUGCUAGGGAAGCUCGGCGGCGCCAAGGAUCUGCUGGCGAAGCUGGGUGGCGCGGCCGGAGAGGAGGGGAAGCUCGGCGGCGCCCAGGACCUGCUAGGGAAGCUCGGCGGCGCUGGGGACCUGCUGGCGAAGCUGGGCGGCGCGGCCGAGGUGGAGGGGAAGCUCGGCGGCGCCCAGGACCUGCUGGCAAAGCUCGGCGGCGCGGCCAGGGACGAGCGCGGCGCGGUGGCGUCGCGCCGCCAUGGGUCCGGUGGAGCGGCGGGCGGGGAGCUGCUGGGGAAGCUGCAGGGGGCCAAGGGCCUGCUGGGGAGGCUCCACCAGAGGGCGCCGCCGCGGGCCAAUGCCGCAGAGGAGGGGCCCGGGGCUCCGGCGGGCGCGGACCUUCUGGAGAGGCUGCUGGGCGGCGGCGCCCUGCAGGCAGCAGCCGCCCCUGCCGGUGGGGCGCGGCGGCGCGCGGCCGCCGAGCGCAGCCCAGACCGGGUGAAGAAGCUCGUCGACGACGCGCUGCCGGAGCUGCUCAAGGUGCUUGAGGGCAGCAGCGGCGAGGACCUGCAGGCGCUGGCCGCCAGCAUGCCGCAGGACGUGGUCAAGGAGGCGUUGUCCGUGCCCGCCGUGCGGGAUGUCGUGGGGAAGGCCCUUGGCGGCCGCCACCGGGGAGCCCACAGGGCACCACACGGCAAUGCGCACCCGGACACGCAGGAGUGAGGCGUCGACGCGCGCGGGCCAACCGCGCGCGGCGAGCUCGCAGACCGUUCAACUCGUUGUGUUUUACCCGGAAUGCAUGAGUGCAGCAGCUUGGACGUUCUCGCAGAUGAGCUUCUUCUCGUGCUGCUCCUCGUGGCGCUGCCUCUGCGAGCAAGCCAGCCCUGCUGGGCGCGCUUUCUCUCUGUGGCCCAGCGCCCAUGCCAGCUCACCGUUGGAAGCACGGGGAAGCCAUGCGUUCUGCAUCACCGAGGCCGGUCGCGAGGUUCUUCUGCCUGUGUCGCCCAGGGUGCCCUGCGCUGCUCGAGUUCCGAGAAAGGCUGCCUGCAGGCGCAAGAGGGCUCUGGAGGCCGCAGGUGCCGGCGUGCAGAGCGCAGUCCGGAGCGCAGUGCCCGGGGGCUGCCGGCACGGCUCUUCCCUCUGCCGGCGACGCGGCGC